Molecule: messenger RNA, 1365 nt
Organism: Gymnodraco acuticeps
Lineage: Eukaryota; Metazoa; Chordata; Actinopteri; Perciformes; Bathydraconidae
Product: tripartite motif-containing protein 16-like
Exons: 1
Coding region: 1-1365 (454 amino acids)
Source: RefSeq, a predicted model, not a curated record
AUGUCACAGAAAAGAGCUCAGCUGGACGUUGAAUCCAUUUCCUGUUCGAUAUGUCUGGAUGUGAUGAAGGAUCCGGUCACUAUUCCCUGUGGACACAGCAACUGCAUGGGCUGUAUUACAAACUACUGGGAUGGAGAGGAACAUAAUACAAAGGAGAGCUGUCCUCAGUGUAGGAAGGCCUUCACACCCAGACCUGACCUGGUUAAAAACACCAUGUUAGCAUUCCUGGUGGAGCAGCUGAAGAAGACUGGACUCCUGGAUGUUGAGAGGACUGAAACACAGAAGGAGCUGGAGGUGAGUCGACAGAACAUUCAGAAGAGGAUCCAGGACAGAGAGAAAUAUGUGAAGCUGCUUGAAGAGGAAGAGAAGGCUAUCAACAGGUUUGCUAAUAAAGCAAUGAAGGACAGUCAGGGACAAUUCGCAGUGUGGAGCAGUUUCAUGAUGAAAAUGUGCUCUGAUGUGAAGCAGAAUAUCAUAUCCCAGCGGGAGAUUGAACGAAAUCGGGUCAGAAAUCUUCAGAAGAAGCUGGAGAAGGAGAUCUCUGAGCUGAAGAGCAGAGAAACUGAGCUGAAAAAACUCUCACAGGGAGAGGAUCUCAACCAGCUUAGACACAUCUACAACUCCCUGCCACCUCUCAGUGAAUCUACAGACACAUCGUGCAUCAAACCCCGUCCUCUGAGAUACUUUGAAGGAGUGGCAGUAGAGGCGUCAUCCGGCAUUGAUCAAUUGGAUGAGUUUAUGGUUGGUAUGUGGACAAAUCUCUUAAUUAUUGUGAGCGAGGCGGACGUUUUGAUGUUGAAACCAGAGCCCACGACCAAAGCUGAAUUCAGAACAAUUUCUCGUAGACUCACCAUGGAUCCAGACACGGCACACCCACAUCUGGAGGUAUCUAAGGAGGACACGAGAGUCACAUACAUAAACAAACUCCGACGUCCAUGUGCUGAUCAUCCCGACAGAUUCGAGGUUCACAAGCAGGUCCUGAACGAACAGGCGAUUGUUGGACGCUGUUACGUGGAGAUAAAGCGCGGAGGGUCUAUGGUUGAUGUUGCACUCGCAUACUGGAGUAAUGAAAGAAAAGGGGCCAACAACAAAGUUGGAUUUGGAUGCAACCCAAAAUCUUGGGUACUACGUUGCACCAAAGGGGGCUUCCAUUUUGCACACAAUAAUGAGACCGUGCAGUACCCGGCUAUUGAGUUCAACACAGUAGGGAUUUUCCUGGAUCACGGUGCAGGUGUUCUGUGUUUCUACAAGAUCAAUGGUGACACCAUGACCCUCCUCCACAGAGUCCAGACCACCUUCACUGAGCCUCUCUAUCUGGGGUUUAAAUUGUAUGCCAAUGCUGGAGACUAUGCUGAGAUCGUCUAA